This is a messenger RNA of Scleropages formosus (Asian bonytongue), 2079 nucleotides long. It is a transcript of the gene chrna1, whose product is annotated as cholinergic receptor, nicotinic, alpha 1 (muscle). The transcript has 9 exons. NCBI's taxonomy places the organism in Eukaryota, Metazoa, Chordata, Actinopteri, Osteoglossiformes, Osteoglossidae. Gene Ontology annotation, molecular function: acetylcholine-gated monoatomic cation-selective channel activity; transmembrane signaling receptor activity. The coding region runs from base 357 to 1733 and encodes 458 amino acids. The record is from RefSeq and is a predicted model, not a curated record. Gene Ontology annotation, biological process: monoatomic ion transmembrane transport. Gene Ontology annotation, cellular component: postsynaptic membrane.
GGCGUGGGGCUCAAACCUGUAACCUUCAGCUCCAGAGGUAGACGCACACACACUAACAUAUCUGUCUGUCCUCGCUACCGGCUUUGCUGACCACAUGUAGGUGGAAUGUGCCGUGUGCGCGAGCCAAGGCCCGCGCUGGAAGAUCGGUGCUGAGCUCUUCCGAGCCCCCGCGCGCCCAGUUGUCCGUCGGCAGCGCAAGGCAGGCACGUGCGCAAAAGAGGAGGCGAACGCGCACAAUAACUCGCGCAGCUUGUGCCGCUCGCUACAGAACGUCGUCAUCGCCAGCGGAGCGCAAAGACCUCACCGGGAAGCCUCUAAAUUCUUCGUCUGAACAGUGAAGUUAUAAUAAACUAUUCAUGAUCCUCAAGCAUUUCCUAAGCGUUUUGCCACUUCUUUUUUACCUGGGUCCAGUGUGGUGUUCAGAGGAUGAGACCCGCCUCGUUAAAACCCUGUUUACAGGCUACAACAAGGUUGUUCGACCCGUCAAUCACUUUAAGGACGCUGUGGUUGUGACAGUGGGAUUGCAGCUCAUCCAGCUCAUCAGUGUGGAUGAAGUCAAUCAGAUUGUGACCACCAAUGUGCGACUGAAACAGCAAUGGAAAGAUGUGAACUUACAAUGGAAUCCAGAUGAUUAUGGUGGAAUCAAAAAGAUUAGAAUACCUUCCACUGAUAUUUGGCGCCCAGACUUGGUUCUCUAUAACAACGCUGAUGGUGACUUUGCCAUUGUGCAGGAGACUAAGGUGCUGCUGGAGCACACGGGUAUGAUUACAUGGACACCGCCUGCCAUCUUCAAGAGCUAUUGUGAGAUCACUGUGCUGUACUUCCCAUUCGACCUUCAGAACUGCAGCAUGAAACUGGGUACAUGGACCUACGAUGGCAACCUAGUCGUGAUCCAACCGGACAGCGACCGACCUGAUCUGAGCAACUUCAUGGAGAGUGGCGAGUGGGUGAUGAAGGACUACCGUAGCUGGAAGCACUGGGUGUCCUAUGCCUGCUGCCUCGACACUCCCUACCUGGACAUCACCUACCACUUUCUCUUGCAGCGGCUACCGCUCUACUUCAUUGUUAAUGUCAUCAUCCCCUGCAUGCUCUUCUCGUUCCUCACUGGCCUUGUCUUCUACCUACCCACUGACUCUGGUGAAAAGAUGACCCUCAGCAUCUCUGUGCUACUCUCCCUGACUGUAUUUCUGCUGGUCAUCGUGGAGCUGAUCCCCUCCACCUCCAGUGCUGUGCCUCUCAUUGGGAAGUACAUGCUUUUCACCAUGGUGUUUGUCAUCACCUCUAUCAUCAUCACUGUUAUUGUAAUCAACACCCACCACCGCUCACCCAGCACCCACACCAUGCCCCAUUGGGUGCGCAAGGUUUUCAUCGACACCAUUCCCAAUAUCAUGUUCUUCUCAACCAUGAAGCGGCCAUCCAAGGAGAAGCAGGAGAAGCACAUCUUCACAACUGACUUUGACAUCUCAGAUAUCUCAGGGAAACCCACCCCUGCCUCUGUCACAUUUGAGUCUCCCAUCACUAAAAACCCUGAUGUGCGCAGUGCCAUUGAUGGAGUCAAGUACAUUGCUGAAACCAUGAAGUCAGAUGAAGAAUCCAACAAUGCUGCUGAGGAGUGGAAGUUUGUUGCCAUGGUGUUGGACCAUAUCCUACUGUGUGUCUUCAUGGCUGUCUGUAUCAUCGGCACAUUGGCCAUAUUUGCUGGCCGCCUCAUUGAACUCAAUAUGCAGGACUAGGAAGCCUCAUGGAAGCGAAGACUCUCAGAAGUAUGGCUCUACUCUUUUCUACAGUGCAGCCUUGUAAUGGUGAAGAUUAGAAAUUUAUAAACAUUUGCAAACAUUUUGUCAAUAAUUCUGUAGUUUUAAAUGGUUUCCACCUUCAGUGUAUUGUUUAUGUAUGUUACUCUCUAGACCAUGUGAAUGUUAAAAUGUGUGAGCCAGAGAAUUAAAUAAGCAUGACUGCAUAUACAUGCCUGUUCCAUUAAAAGAUUAAACAUGUUUUACAAACCUGCAGAAAUCAAUAAAGGUUUGUCAGGGUAUUACACCCUACAUUGCCUGGCCAAGAACUCAAAUGAAUUUUAUU